Molecule: messenger RNA, 4640 nt
Organism: Lutzomyia longipalpis
Lineage: Eukaryota; Metazoa; Arthropoda; Insecta; Diptera; Psychodidae
Gene: aop
Product: ets DNA-binding protein pokkuri
Exons: 6
Coding region: 1161-3017 (618 amino acids)
Biological process (GO): regulation of transcription by RNA polymerase II; cell differentiation
Cellular component (GO): nucleus
Molecular function (GO): sequence-specific DNA binding; DNA-binding transcription factor activity, RNA polymerase II-specific
Source: RefSeq, a predicted model, not a curated record
UUUCGUCGACGCACGACGAAAAGUUCUCUUCUUGACUGAUUUGAGGAACGAUUCAAAGCAGUUUUCAAUACACGCCGAGACUAUACAGUUCGCUUUUUUCCGCAUCUCGCCAAGAUUUUUGUUUUCUUUCCGUGGAGGAAUUCAGCGAUAUAUUUUCAGUUUUUUUUUUAAACAAAUACCUACAAGAGAACCACUAAUUUUUUGCUUUAGUUCGUGAAUGGAAAAAAAGGAUUUUUUUAGCAUUUGUGAACAUAGUGCAGGGAUCUCUUAGUGAUGGAUUUUUGUUCAUGAAAGGAAUUAAAUCAAAAGUACAAAAAAGAGUAAACUGUAUGAACGAGUGAAGCAAGAACAAAAUUGUGGAUAAUUCCGUGUGCGCUCCUUGUGUCGUGUCUUGUGCUUUAAAGAAAAAUAAAAGAGAAAAAAGAUAAAAGCCCUAAGAGUGCAUGCCUAAGUAUCCCCAAAAGGCAUCCUUGUUUUGGACGUAAGCAACAGCCAAAAGGAAGUCCCACGAAAAAGUAAUAUUGUGAACGUAAAUCAGACACAAUAUACGGUACCUACCCAAAAAGGCCCAGGGGCGAAAUUUUGGAAUUUUCAACGUCGCAACUUUGUUAUAUAUUGCGGGGUGGACAAAAGAACAACAGCGUAUUCUUGCAGCAUCCCCGAAAACAUAGCAGUGCUCCCUAAAAUACUGUUGUAUAUAUAAUCUCUUCCUUUCCGUGAGAUAUAUACACAUCGUAAAAAUUAAAUGUUAAUCAACGGAGAAAACAAAUGAGAUUUUAUAAAUAGAGAUUUAAAUCCACCUACACAGUGUAUCCGAAAUAGCCACUAUUUUAUGGCUGUUUAAGACAUCGAAAAUUUGCACACAAGAAAAAAACAUCCGGAAGUUCAUAUAUAUGUUUAAAUAAUUGCAACAAUUGAUUGUGAGUGUGUGGUUUUAUAAACGACAAAUGUACUAUUUCAGACACAAAGUGCUCGAGGGAAGUGUUUUAUGGAUUUUGCACUGUGCAUAAAAAGACCGAGCGUAUGCUUGAGAAAAUCAUCAAAUCGUUGCAACUUAUCGCAGCUACACAACUAACUGGAUUACAUCUCUGAUUUAAACAAACAGCAAAUUCUAUCGCUAAAGGAACUUUUCCACCGCACCAAAUUCACAGAUAAAAAAAAUGAAACUACUACCGAUACCGCCACUUCCAGCACUUGGAGCACCACCACCACUAGGCAUCUGGGGACAAGCUUCCGAGAUGCUGUGGCGAUUCCCACACAUGCCAAACCCCCUUAAUCCCCUUAGUGAGCUCAAGACACAACUUCCAGCACAGCUGACCACAGACCCAAGGCUGUGGACGCGGGAAGAUGUUGGAGUGUUCCUGAGGUGGUGCGAAAGGGAAUUUGAUUUGCCAAAAUUCGAAAUGGAUCUCUUCCAAAUGAAUGGCAAAGCACUGUGCCUUCUGACCAAAACAGACCUCGCGGAGAGAAUUCCGGGAGCUGGUGAUAUACUCCACAAUGUCUUGCACAUGCUCGUGCGGGAUUCACAGCUACUGCAUAGGUAUCUGCCCAAUAGUCCGGUGACACCUACAAGCCGGUAUCCAUUGUCACCGCACAGUCAACCACCCACACCAAAUUGGACGCAACUAGCGCCACCGGAUAGCCCGUUGCUCCAUUCUGUGCACCUGCAGCACCUGAUGACCUCCAAUUCCGUGACACUGAGUCCCGCCCCGUCCGUUGACUCCCAGGGAAGUCCACCACGGCAACAGGAUGGUGCACCUGCAGAGUACACAAAUGGCAGCACAAGCAGCAACAACAGCAAUGGCGUCGUGACAAAUGGUGCCGGCAGUUCCGGGAGUUCCGGUAGUACACAAUCAGAAUCCGAUGAGGAUACCUAUACGUAUGGUGUGAAACGAGAAGGAUCCACGAGCAAUGGCACCACAACAAGCCCACCGGUAACACCACUGCGAAAGGAACCACCAAAUCUGCCGCAGCAAAUUAAUGCCGUGAUGAAUUCAUGGUCGAAUCAGCUGACGGAGAAAUCGGCGUCAGCACCCAACACACCUGGUGCCUUCCUGCCCGUCAAAACGGAAUUCUUUCCCGUGAAGAAUGAGUUCUUCCCAAAUGACUCACCGGAGCCCAACACGAAUGGACGACUCCUGUGGGACUUUCUGCAGCAACUCCUCAAUGAUCCCGCCCAGAGGUACAGCAGCUACAUCGCGUGGAAGUGUCGGGAUACGGGAGUCUUUAAGAUUGUUGACCCAGCUGGGCUGGCUAAAUUGUGGGGUAUCCAGAAGAAUCAUCUGUCCAUGAAUUACGAUAAAAUGUCCCGUGCCCUGAGGUACUACUAUCGUGUCAACAUCCUGCGGAAAGUUCAAGGAGAGAGGCACUGUUACCAAUUCUUGAGGAAUCCAUCGGAACUGAAGAACAUCAAAAAUAUCUCCCUUCUUCGGCAAACACCAGCAGCAUCCACAAAUACGUCCACAGCCACAACAAAUGGUGCCACAACUGCAAUCGGUAGUGGCUCCAGCACCUCAUCAUACUCCUCAGCAUCCUUCCCAUCGUCACCUAGCGCCUUCCAGACAAGCUUCCACCAUCUCUCCGUCUCCAAUGGUGCCAAUUACAACGUGAAGCGCGAAUACGUCGACGUGAGGAGUUUCCCACCCGUUGCCACUGUUAAAAGUGAAUCAAUGGACGUUGGUACGGAAGAUAUGCCAACAGAUCUCAGCAUAGGUGCCGAUCGAAAGUACACCGUUCCCCGCGUUGAUCCUGAAUGCUAUCCGCUCAUCAAAAACUCAAAUGGAGUAACAACGAUCCAACUUGUGCAGCGUCAGGAGCACCCUUCGACGUCCCCACUGCCAGGAUCCGCAUCAUCCGAUCGGGGAUCACCGUGUGCCGUGGAAGGGAUGCCCCAGAGCCACGAGGGGGUGUCACAAGCUGAUGAGGAUGCAACGAUGCCAACGGAUCUCAGGAAGACAUCCGAGAGUACUUCGAGCCCAUACAGUGCACAGAGCCUCAUGAAGAUGGACAAUAAGUAGGAACAAAAAUAUAUGGGUUGAAGGAUGAAGAAGAAAAAAAGGACUGGUGGAAGGAAGCUGGCUCCGUUCUUAGGGGCAUGCUAGUGAGAUUUCUUUAUUUUUUAAAAUUAAGUGAGACAAUCAUCGAGAUACAAAAAAAAAUGAUAAUUAAUGCGUGAUCCUUAAAUCGCCAUCAACAUUGAGAAAUAAAGAAAUGGAGAAAGGAGAAAAAAAUAAAUUAAUCAAUUUGGGGUGGUUAAGUGUGCGUGUGUGUGUGCGUGCGUGCGUGCGUGAGAUAGUGUGUCACCAACACUCUUAAAAGAAAAAUUACAAUAAAUACGUGCCAAUUCAUUUAUAUAGAAAACUCUUUGUUUUUAAGAGAUUUAUCAUUUAUCAAGAAAAAUGCAUCGCAUAGUGUUAAAAAAAAAAAGAAUAUGAAGAAAAUAGACAAGACGUCGGAAGGAAGGAAGAAAGAAAGGUAAGAGGAAAGGCAGGAGAAUGAUGAAACCAGAGUUAAUAUGUCAUAGAAUUUAUCUACAAUAUUAUUGCGAAAAAAUUGUAUCAACUAAGUGGAAAGUAUUGAUUGGAAAAAGUGAGAACUCAUUCAGCCCAAAAAAUUACUCAAAUUGUUGAUCAAAUUCAGCAAAAAAAAAGCAUUUUACAUUGCAAAAUUUUGUUACACUGUUUUCUAUUCAUAGUUACUAAAAAAAAAUGAAGAAAAUUACAAAAAAAACAAUAAUCUUAAGACUAAAACAAAUGCGUAGUGAGAAGAUUUAUCAUAAAGAUUAAGACUUGAAGAAAAUUUGUUCAUUGUGAGAUGCUUAAUUUCAGCAUCUCUAAUUGUAUAGAAAAAACUGUUUAAUUUUAUAGAAAGAAAGAAAGAAAAACCUUAAUUUAUAAUUUAUGUUCUAUAUUCUAUUGAAAAUCUUUCAACGAAUAAGAAAUCUUUGAAUCCUACUUUUUUUUCUUUUUAUUUGUGAAAAACAAAAAAUUGUGCAAUUUCUUAUGUUAACACCCCCAACAAAACACAGAGCAAAUUGGAACAGAACAAUUUAUUAUUUGAUGAUUUACCUUUAAAAACUGUUUUGAUUUUCAUUUAAAAAAUCAGCAACAUUUUGGCCACAAGAAAUUCUUUAGGCUUUGUAGCAAAAAAAAUAAUUAAGGGAAAAAAAUCUUUAGAAAGAGCAAGUGAUAUUUUUUUCAAAAAAAAAAACUUUGAGAAAAAGAAAUAUUUUGUAGAGAAAAAAAAUACAUCGAAAUUAUCAUGCAAAAAAAAAACUUUGAGGAAAUUGAAUAAAAAAAAUAUUUUUGUAAAACAUUUUAGCUUUAAGGAUCACUGUCGGCAAAGGAAGCAAAAAAAAUCUUGGAAUGUUAAUAUUUUUUCUGUCGCAGGAAGCUCACAUUUGAAGAAGAGAAAAAAUAUUUUCCUCCUGAAUUUGGAGCUUUUCGUGAAAAAAUUAUUUUCUAAACACAAAAAAUCAUAUAUUUUAUUUACAAAUAAGAUUAGAUUUAAUUUUUUUUAUCCCCUUACUCUAAUUUCUUUGUACAUAUUACGAAUAGAAUGAUAUAUUUCUACACAAGGAGAAUAUAAUUACAAUACAAUGAGAAAAAAAAAGAGAAAAUAAAAUAAAAAGAAAUAUAAAA